UUUUCCAACAAUUUUACACUAACUCAUCACACUAAGGCGGUCAAUGUAUUGGCUGUAAGCAAGCUCAGAGCAUUGCUCCUCACCAGGGGCAAUGAUGGUCGGGUUGUCCUGUGGAGCCUCGCAUCAGGUGAAAUGAUUCAAGAAAUAUAUUCACCAGUGGCAGGAUAUAUCAGUGCAAUUACCUGGACAGAUAUUGAUGAUCGCGGAGAAACCAUGUUCGCAUUUGGGGCAUCUGACGGUAACAUCCAAAUGUAUGAAAGAAUCAAUGAUGUAAUACUACCAUUGGUCACUCAGGCACUGAUUGAGUCGCUUGCAUGGGAUCCCUAUCAUUGCAGACUGGCAAGUGUUGGUGACGGUCACCCGCAGGUUUGGAACCUGACACCAGACAGUUUGUAA
This is a messenger RNA of Suillus discolor, 396 nucleotides long. RefSeq names its product WD40-repeat-containing domain protein. Gene Ontology annotation, molecular function: protein binding. The annotation marks the transcript as partial. Lineage: Eukaryota; Fungi; Basidiomycota; Agaricomycetes; Boletales; Suillaceae. The record is from RefSeq and is a predicted model, not a curated record. The transcript has 3 exons.